CGUCCCAAAAGGAGAUAAGACCAAGAAAAAACAACAGUUGAGCCUUCAUGAUGUCGACAAACUUCUUUUACUACCGAUGUCCUUGUCCUUCGGCAGAUUGUAACGGGGCCAUCUGUAGAUAUCAAGACAUCGUAGCCGCGCCAGUUCAGAGCCAAUAUACGUCUCCAUCCUGCUCACUUUUCGCGCCCGAGAGGAAGCUUUUGACUUAUCCAACCACCACUAAGGAUGUAGCAAGCCCAACGGGGAAAUACGAGUCCAUAUCGACCCCGAUAACGAUCGCACGGGACAACUUUCGGUGGACGCCAUACCCAAGUCAAAGCAGGGUCACUCAAGAAAGUUCCUCACCGCCCAAAACAACCUCUGAGAGACCACAAAGUAGCACAUCUGCGCAUCAAGGAGGCCAGAAGACGACAAGCCGAAGGACACGCCGCGUUCGAACCGCUUUCACACCAUUUCAGCUUCUUUGCCUUGAGACAUCAUUCGAGAAGAACCACUACGUGGUGGGCUCCGAAAGGAAACAGCUGGCAUCAUACCUUAAGCUCAGUGAAACACAAGUAAAGGUGUGGUUCCAGAACAGAAGGACCAAAUGGAAAAGACAAGCUUUGGAGAACCGGGCGGACCUCAACAAAGAUCCUUUGACACCAUAAAGGAGUUGAAAAAACCUGGCCAGUUCAACCCUUUGACUUCCAAGUCAAGUAAUUCUCUCUUUAAGCUGCCAUAGUUUACUCUUUCUUUAAUUGAGAGAAUUCCAAGAUAAUCACACUUUAGAUGAUAAGUUUUUCUUGUCUCGUCUUUGCUGGAUAAUGUAUAGGUAUUGUAAGGAGAAGUAAAAUUGUAAUCAAUUUGAGGGUUUCUGUGGCUUGUCAUGGGAGUCAAUCAUCGCAGUCAGCUUGCAGUUAAAAAAAAGUGAUUUAACCCUUUAACUCCCAGAAGUGAUUGGCAUGUAACUUCUCCCUAUAAUAUCCAUACAUUAACCUGCACACAGGUAAUAAGAAUACUUAAACUAAUCAGGUGGAAGUUGUUAUCUUGGUCCAACACUAAAUUCUCUUAUCUAAUUUAUAAGGAGAUGUGUUGCAACGAGAGGGGAGAAUGAACAAUCAGAUUUUGGGACUGAAAAGGGUUAAGCACAAAUCAGUGCGAGUUUUUAUAUUCGAUUGUCCAGGGUCGACUAGCACAUUGAAAAGUUUAUUUUACGACCAACUUGAGUUUUCCGCAUAACUGUAACUAUGCCUGGCUAAGAUUCGCCUCACAAUGUACCUGUUUCACUGUGAAAAAUACUUUUUAAGAUAGAAAAAUGUAAAACACCACUCGCGUAUCAUUUAGCUACGUGUAAAAACCACUGUAAAACUGCGUCAUUUUGUAGAUAAGUUCUUCGUAUUUUCCCUUCCUUUUUUCGGAUAAAGGGGAAUACAACCGCUGUACAUAAUCUGCUCGGCUGCUCGAUCAUCACAAAUGUGGUCGAAU
This is a messenger RNA of Pocillopora verrucosa, 1464 nucleotides long. Its product is annotated as homeobox protein GBX-2-like. Gene Ontology annotation, cellular component: nucleus. Lineage: Eukaryota; Metazoa; Cnidaria; Anthozoa; Scleractinia; Pocilloporidae. The record is from RefSeq and is a predicted model, not a curated record. Gene Ontology annotation, biological process: regulation of transcription by RNA polymerase II. Gene Ontology annotation, molecular function: DNA-binding transcription factor activity, RNA polymerase II-specific; RNA polymerase II cis-regulatory region sequence-specific DNA binding.